GAUUCCUCAUACCUUGAGGACCUCUCCAAUGCCUCCAUUUUCUCCUCAUCUGUGGACUCCUUAUCAGACAUCGCGGACACACCUGACUUCCUACCAGCAGACAGCCUCAACCAGGUGCCCACCAUCUGGGAUGUGAGCACUGCUCCAGCCACCAACGACAAGCUAUUCCUGCCCAGUGUGCCUUUUUCUAGCCUCAAAGACCAUGUGACCUCCCUUCCCAGUACUCCGCUUCUUGUCAGCUACCAGUCAGGGAACCCUCCUGGGGAGGAUGAAGAAGCAGAGGAGGAGGAGGAAGAGGCUGCUGAGGAGCUGGGCCAUGCAGAGACCUACGCUGACUACAUUCCAUCCAAGUCCAAGAUCGGGAAGCAACACCCAGAUCGGGUGGUGGAGACAAGCACACUGUCCAGCGUCCCACCACCAGAUAUCACCUACACCCUGGCACUACCCACCUCAGAUAGCACAGCCCUGUCUGCCCUGCAGCUGGAGGCCAUCACCUAUGCCUGCCAGCAACACGAGGUCCUGCUGCCCAGCGGGCAGCGUGCAGGCUUCCUCAUUGGCGACGGGGCUGGUGUGGGCAAGGGUCGCACAGUGGCUGGCAUCAUUGUGGAGAACUACCUGCGUGGCAGGAAGAAGGCCCUGUGGUUCAGUGUCUCCAACGACCUCAAAUAUGAUGCAGAGCGUGACCUGCGUGACAUUGAAGCCCCAGGCAUUGCAGUGCAUGUGCUGAGCAAGAUCAAGUAUGGUGACAACACUACCUCAGAGGGCGUCCUCUUUGCCACCUACUCUGCCCUGAUCGGGGAGAGCCAAGCAGGCGGGCAGCACCGCACGCGCCUGCGGCAGAUUCUCCAGUGGUGUGGGGAGGCCUUCGAUGGCGUAAUCGUGUUUGACGAGUGCCACAAAGCCAAGAAUGCCAGCUCCACCAAGAUGGGCAAGGCUGUCCUGGACCUGCAGAACAAGCUGCCUCUGGCCAGGGUGGUCUAUGCCAGCGCAACAGGUGCUUCUGAGCCCCGGAACAUGAUCUAUAUGAGUCGCCUGGGCAUCUGGGGUGAGGGUACACCCUUCCGGACCUUUGAGGAGUUCCUGCAUGCCGUCGAGAAGAGGGGCGUGGGUGCCAUGGAGAUUGUGGCCAUGGAUAUGAAGGUCAGCGGUAUGUACAUAGCACGCCAGCUCAGCUUCUCUGGGGUCACCUUCCGCAUCGAGGAGAUCCCGCUGCCCCCCGCCUUCGAACACGUCUACAAUCGGGCAGCCCUACUGUGGGCAGAGGCUCUUGGGGUGUUCCAGCAGGCAGCUGACUGGAUCGGCUUGGAGUCACGCAAGUCCCUUUGGGGUCAGUUCUGGUCAGCACACCAGCGCUUCUUCAAGUACCUAUGCAUUGCUGCCAAGGUGCGCCGGCUGGUGGAGCUAGCUCGUGAGGAACUGGCCCAUGACAAGUGUGUAGUCAUCGGACUGCAGUCCACAGGAGAGGCGCGGACCCGAGAGGUGUUGGACGAGAAUGAGGGGCACCUCAACUGCUUUGUCUCAGCUGCUGAAGGCGUCUUCCUGUCCCUGAUCCAGAAGCAUUUUCCCUCCACCAGAAGGAAGCGGGACCGAGGAGGGGGCAGUAAGAGGAAACGGCGACCAAGGGGACGCGGGGCCAAGGUCUCCAAGUUGGCCUUGGAUGUGACGGGUGUGAUCCGCAUCAGUGAUGACAGCAGCACUGAGUCAGACCCCGGCCUGGAUAGCGACUUCAAUUCCUCCCCUGAGUCCCUAGUAGAUGACGACGUGGUCAUUGUGGAUGCCACUGGGCUCCCCAUGGAUGACCGAGGUCCCCUGUGCCCCCCACAUGGCCCUGGUGUCCUGGAGCGUGUGGAGCGGCUAAAGCAGGACCUGCUGGCCAAAGUGCGUGCUCUAGGCCGGGAACUGCCGGUCAACACCCUGGAUGAGCUCAUCGACCAACUCGGAGGCCCUGAGUGCGUGGCCGAGAUGACUGGCAGAAAAGGCCGUGUUGUAUCCAGGCCCGAUGGGACGGUGGCCUUUGAGUCACGAGCAGAACAAGGCUUAUCCAUCGACCACGUGAACCUCAGGGAGAAGCAGCGUUUCAUGAGUGGUGAGAAGCUCGUAGCCAUCAUCUCCGAGGCUUCCAGCUCCGGCGUCUCCCUCCAAGCUGACCGCCGGGUCAAGAACCAGCGGCGCCGUGUCCACAUGACACUUGAGCUUCCCUGGAGUGCCGACCGUGCCAUCCAGCAGUUUGGCCGCACCCACCGUUCCAACCAGGUCUCAGCACCCGAAUACGUCUUCCUCAUCUCAGAGCUGGCUGGGGAGCGCCGGUUUGCCUCCAUUGUUGCCAAGCGGCUAGAGAGCCUGGGGGCCCUGACCCAUGGAGACCGCCGUGCCACUGAGUCCCGGGACCUGAGCAAGUACAACUUUGAAAACAAGUAUGGCGCCCGGGCCCUCAGCUGCAUCCUUACCACCAUCCUGAGCCAGACAGACAACAAGGUGCCCCUGCCACAGGGCUACCCUGGAGGGGACGCCGCCUUCUUCAGGGACAUGAAGCAGGGCCUGCUGUCGGUUGGCAUCGGUGGACGUGAGUCUCGGUCAGGCUGCCUGGAUGUGGAGAAGGACUGUUCCAUCGCCAAGUUCCUGAACCGCAUCCUGGGGCUGGAAGUGCACAAACAGAAUGCACUGUUCCAGUACUUCUCUGACACCUUCGACCACCUCAUUGAGGCAGACAAGAAGGAAGGCAGAUACGAUAUGGGCAUCCUGGACCUGGCUCCUGGCAUCGAUGAGAUCUACGAGGAGAGCCAGCAAGUGUUCCUGGCCCCUGGGCACCCACAGGAUGGGCAGGUGGUCUUCUAUAAGAUCAGUGUGGACCGUGGCCUAAAGUGGGAAGAGGCUUUUGCCAAGUCGCUGGAGCUGACGGGUCCCUAUGAUGGCUUCUACCUCUCCUACAAGGUACGUGGCAACAAGCCUACUUGCCUCCUGGCGGAACAGAACCGAGGCAAGCAUUUCACUGUGUACAAGCCCAACAUAGGUCGGCAAAGCCAGCUGGAGACCUUGGACAGCCUGUGCCGCAAGUUCCACCGGGUCAACCCAGAGGCGGCCAGGGAGCACUGGGAAAGCAGCUACGCCUUCUCUCUGACGCACUGCAGCCACACCGCCUGGAACCAGCACUGCCGGUUGGUGCAGGAAGGCAAGGACUGCUCGCAAGGCCUGCGCCUAAGGCACCACUACAUGCUGUGCGGAGCGCUGCUUCGUGUGUGGGGCCGGAUAGCUGCUGUCAUGGCAGAUGUCAGCAGCAGUAGCUACCUACAGAUUGUGCGCCUCAAGACCAAGGACAAGAAGAAGCAAGUGGGCAUCAAGAUUCCCGAGGGCUGUGUGCGACGUGUGCUACAGGAGCUGCGGGUGAUGGAUGCGGAUGUCAAGCGCAGGAGCACACGUGAACCAGACCUCCCAGCCAGGCCGCCCACCCCACGGCUCACACUGCCCUGUGGCCCCUGUGAGGUGCUGGAUCUGACCUACAGCCCACCAGCUGAGGCCUUCCCGCCCCCCCAACCACCACGCUUCGCCUUCCCGCCUCCACCCCCAGACCCGGGCACACUGCUGCUGGGUGCACAGGGAGCCAUGGCUGACCCCGAAUCUCUGGCACACCAGGGCUGCGACAUCAACUUCAGGGAGGUGCUGGAGGACAUGCUGCGCUCACUCCAUGCUGGACCCACAGAGCCCCCUGGCCCUUUGGGUGCAGGGGCCGCAGGUGGCGGGGGCCCGGAGCGGCAGAGUGUCAUCCAGUUCAGUCCACCUUUCUCCAACUCCUAGGUAGACUGCCUGGUGUCCCCAAGACCACAACCGUCCCGCCAUCGUAGGCAGCCUCUGUGGAGGCCGCAACUACUGAGGGCACCGGAGCACAGUGCCUUCCCCGCUGGGCUACACCUGCGCCCACUGUGGGGGCCCACUCAGGAUGACCUGUGGGGAGAGGAGGCGGGGCCUCCAUGCCUCCCCUGCGCAGCCCGCGCCUGGAAGCCAAGAGAGGCUGGUGGUCCAGAGCUGCAAACUCAGGAAACCCGGUGCUCAGGCCCCACUGGGGGCUCUAAGGGGCAGACCCCAUUAAUAUAUGCAAUUCCCUCCCUAAAUUAUUGCCCUCCUGCCCUCCCAUAGUCCACGGUGGGCCGCCUUGAUUUCUACAUGUAUUUAUAAUGAGUUCUAAUGUAUAUAAUGUAAAAACGUUUUUUAAAAUAUAUGUGCCUUUUGCCUAUUUGCCACACUGUCUGCUCCUCGGGCCUGUGGGGACAGUGGAAGGGGGGAUCACAGGUGAUGGCUGCUACCUGCUGAGGGUGGACAGAGGUGACUGUGGGCCAGUCAAUGAACUUGUCCAGUGCUGCCAGCCUGUCCAGCGUCUGGCCCCGUGUGAACAAGGUGGGGCCCAGACUGGGGAAGGAUAUCCAGUCCAACUGCCUUAGGAUGGUGGAGGGGGUGUGGCUGGGAGGCUUAGCCUCUGUGCCUGAUUUCUCCUUGUGACACCCUGAGGGCACUGGCUUCUGCAAGAGGGACAGCCCAGGACCCAGGAGGCAGGUCUCAAGGACAGCCAAUGGAGCAGACAGGCCAUCUCUUGGCACCAUCUGGCCUCUGACCCAGAAGCUGGGUAUCUCUGCCGCCUGAGGCCUCUAAGCACAAAGCUUACAGCUGUCCAGAAAGGGGGACACAGGGACAGGAGCCAGGAGACCUCAUGAGGCAGCUGAGGCCAGCUGGAGUUGCUCCUGAGACCCAUAACCCCUGCCCUGCUGACCCCAGAGGGUCAGGGGCUUCAGCCCCUUUCAGUCUACACCACCUGCCUCUUUGUAGGCUCAGCUUCCCCAAGGUGAAGGCAAGGGACCAUACUCCACCCCAUCCUACACACACACCAAGGGACAAAUGUAACCCAAGAGCAGGCUUGUGUGAUCUGACUCAGAGCCCACGGCAGGUUAGGCUGGUGGGAUUGCUGCUUCCGAGAGAUGGAGAGGACACAGGCUAGGAUGAGCCGUUACUUAAAAGACUUACUCAGCUAGAAGUAGAUCCUG
This is a messenger RNA of Castor canadensis (American beaver), 5030 nucleotides long. The record is from RefSeq and is a predicted model, not a curated record. NCBI's taxonomy places the organism in Eukaryota, Metazoa, Chordata, Mammalia, Rodentia, Castoridae.